GUCCAAUAGAGGGCGUUUGACCAACAAGAGAGGCGUAGCGAGGGUGUCUCGUCAAAGUUUUGUUUUUAUCCUUUUCGAAGUCAAGUAUGUCUUCUAAAAUACGGCUGGAGGGUGGUGAGGUAAUUCCCGCCCAGGCAGAGGGAAACAGCGAUGUAUUUCAUGAUCAACCAUUUCUUUUAGCGAAAUCUCGGUGGGUAUCUGAUGACGAAGCAGUCAUAUGUCUUGUCUGCCAAAACAAGUUCAACCAGCUCCGACGCAAGCACCAUUGCCGUCAAUGUGGGCGUGUGCUUUGCAGUAAAUGUUGUAAGGAAAAGGUGCCUUUACCACAGCUUGGAUUUGAAGAACCAGAGAGAGUUUGUGACUAUUGCCUACCUAUAACAGAACUUGUAACAAAGUCAAGAUCUCGUAAAGCUUCCUUCCAACAGGAGGCCGCCAUUACGUUAUCAGAGGAGAUCCGCAGUCCGUCAGGUCUUUGUAAAGUCGUUGAACUUGGGGGAGUCCAAACAUUGAUAUUCCUAUCCAGACUAUCAGAUGAGAAGGUGCGGCUUGCGUGUGCAAGAAGUCUGCAUCUCCUAGCCACUCACCAACCUCUUCACAAGAUGCUCGCAGAUUCAGGCGCUAUAAAAGCUGUUUGUAGUUUACUGUCAUCAGCCAAUGAGAAUCAGGAACAGCUGAUAAUUGACGGCAUUAGCACCCUGAUGAUCUUUUGUAAGGCCCCAUAUUUAAAGGCCAAAGCCAUUACCAAUGGUGCAUUGCAACCAGUGCUGUCGCUAUGCAGUAUGAACGUCUCAGAAGCCAUUGCAUUAUUAGCUGUGAUGACCCUUAACCUUAUCACUGAACACCAGGGAAACCACGCAGCAUUGAUUGAGAAUGACCGUAAUGCACUCCCUCGUCUUCUCUCAUUGACCACAGCUAAAGAUGAACAAAUGCAAGAGGUAGCUUUAAAGACCCUUGCCCGCCUCUCCAUGGGUUCAGAUUGGCACAGACACAGAAUAAUACAGGAGGAUUUUUCCUCGGGGCGAUGUUUAGUCACAGCAAUUAGGAACAGGCCUAGGAACAAGCAGGUUCUCUCAAAUGCUGCGUGCCUUAUCGCAAACCUGGCAACCUCUGAACAAGAUCAAGGCACAAUGGUAGAAUGUAUGGAUGGGCUGUGUACCUUAUUAAUGCAGACAGGGGAGCAGAAAGAUCUCUUGGCACAUGUUGCCAGGGGAAUUGCCAACUUCUCUAAAUUCAAACAGAACUCUUACAAGCUUGUGCAGCAUUUGCCAAAUAUAAUAUCAAUUUGUGUCAAGUCACCUAUUGAGAAUGUAAGUCAACAUGGCUUGCGCACUGUGCUGUUUUUACUCCAAUAUUCAACAGAUGCAACUAUCAGUUUUUUGAUGAAUGACGGAGCAGUGCAGGUUUUCAACAGCAUGGUAAAAACUCUCGGAGUGAUGGACAAUAUGCAAAGGGCACUGGUCAGCAAUGUCCAAGAAAGAGUCUCACCGUCAUGAAUACAACAACUGCCUAUAUAUAGCACCCUCUGUGUAUAUUGUUCUACAGUUACAUUUUAUAAGAAUGUUGUAUACAGCAUUUUUGUUUUACAAUUAUUAUAUACUGGUAUAAACGGAACAUUGUAAGGCUGCUAUUCAAUUAAAAAAUAUUUCAAGCUGCCAAACAUCAGGCUGAAUUACUUUCUGUCUGUAUUAUAGGUUAACGACAAGGGUAAAGCCGAAAUUGGGUUGCCAAAUAAAUUAGAAGGUCGCAUGAUUCUUUAGGAUUUUUAAUUGAUUUUUAUAACAUGCUAAAUUUUGCUGUAGUAAAGAGAGUGCAGUAUAAGUACAUCAAUAAUUUUGUUAAUGACCCAUUAUACAAAUCUGUAUUGAACGUCCCAAGAAGUGGAUCACAGCAAAUCGCCUAAACUUUUGUUUGAGUCAUCAGCCAAAAAGUUUGAUAACCACCCUUAAACCAUCCAGUCGUGUAUCUAUGAGAGGGAAUGGUGCCAAAAAUGUCUUCCCCACCCCCUCCCCCACUGGGAAUUUGAUAACAAAAACAUUACACUCAAGUAGUUAAAAUAUCCAUUACCUUAUUUUACAAGCUAGCACCUUCUCACUUAGGUAUCUAUCCCCUCCUCCUAAACUCCCCACCCCCAUCAACUCCUCCCUCUUGUCCACUGUCAUCAUCUAAUUCUUAUUGUUUGGAAUUAUUGAGUAUCAAAACAAGCAAAUCUUGAGUUUGACGUAAUAUAUAAUCAUAAUAAAAAUGUUAUAUUUUAUGUAAUUACAAUUACUUAGUUACAUGCAAGAGUUAAAUAUAAAUCGUCAUUGCUAUUCAGAAGUUUGUGUUCAUUUUAUCAACAACUAGAAGAGGCUACCGAUAACUUUUGUAUUCAGAGAAAAAAAAUAUAUAAUUAUUAGCUUUUUGUAAAAUAUUAGUAUUAAAGAUAAAUAUUAAUGGUGCUAAAAUAAAUGUCAAAAGUACUUACGGAUAUAUAAAUAUAUAUUUUCACCACAUGUAAAAAGUCUUACUCUAUAAUCUCUUUAUAUUUCAAAUUUUUUUGCAAAUAUUUUAACUAAAUAAUUAUAAAUAGGCCUAAUGGAUAUGUAUGAAAUAAAACUAAUUUUUUUUUUAUUGUGUUAUUACUAGUAAAGUAUGUUCGACAAAAUUGUAUACUUAAAUGUGUAUGAAAAUGAUUUAUAAAUUUGAAUAUAGAUGAGAUUAUUAUGUACAGUAUGAAUACGCUGGUGAUUAUGUAGACAUGAAUAUGUAUGAAAUAGUUAUGUAUAAAUUUGAAUAUGUAUGAGAUUACUAUGUACACAUGGAUAUAUAUAACAUGAUGUAUAUAAAUAUUAUGUGAAAUGAACAUUAAAUAACAUAUAUGUAUGACAUGA
This is a messenger RNA of Anneissia japonica, 2870 nucleotides long. Its product is annotated as zinc finger FYVE domain-containing protein 26-like. The record is from RefSeq and is a predicted model, not a curated record. Gene Ontology annotation, molecular function: metal ion binding. NCBI's taxonomy places the organism in Eukaryota, Metazoa, Echinodermata, Crinoidea, Comatulida, Comatulidae. The transcript is spliced from 12 exons. Bases 87 to 1493 code for a protein of 468 amino acids.